AUGGCUGCGGCUGCUAUUGUGUGCGAGCCUGUGAGGGCUCAAAAAGAGGUCGCUGUCUCGGUCUGCGACGGCUCUGCGUCUUCUCUGUGGUGCCCUCGUCUGGUCUUGUUGAAUGGCCUCUUCUUGUCGCUGGCUGCUGGGAUUGAUUGGGUCGAAGGGUUCGAGGCACAGGUCAUGGAUGAUGGAAUGAAGUCGGCGCGUAGCCGACGCGUCUCACCGAUUCGGGAAGAAAACAACAAACGCGUCCGUUCCCGGCCAAUCAAAAGAGCCACAUCACAUGACUGUGCUCACGAUUGGCUGCUGUGCCCCCAUCCGAUGAAACUGGGUCAUCCCAACUCAUGUGCCCAUCAGGAGCCAUCACGGAAAGGAAAUCACGGAUAA
Colletotrichum godetiae is the source of this 381-nucleotide messenger RNA. RefSeq lists its product as uncharacterized. The transcript has a single exon. NCBI's taxonomy places the organism in Eukaryota, Fungi, Ascomycota, Sordariomycetes, Glomerellales, Glomerellaceae. The coding region runs from base 1 to 381 and encodes 126 amino acids. The record is from RefSeq and is a predicted model, not a curated record.